Molecule: messenger RNA, 1901 nt
Organism: Linum tenue
Lineage: Eukaryota; Viridiplantae; Streptophyta; Magnoliopsida; Malpighiales; Linaceae
Source: the annotation of a GenBank genome assembly
UUUUGCUUUAUAGAGGCUGUUUUGAUUUCUUGUUUUGCUGUCGUACUGGUAAAACCGCGCUCCAAAUUCGUGAACCCUCGACGAAUUUUGGGAAAUCCGGGCUCUGGAGCGGGAACGAAUUGGGUGACCACCUAAAGCCGAUCCAGUACAAUACCAGCGAGCUCCUGAAGUGGAGGAAUGAGAAUAGUAGGAUUAACCGGAGGAAUCUCGUCCGGGAAGAGCACCGUCUCCCAUCUUUUCAAGUCCCAUGGUGUUCCCGUCGUCGACGCCGACGUCGUUGCUCGGGUGGUUCUUGGUGGUAAGUUCUUGCCAUUGAUCAAUGUGCUUACAGCUUACCUAGUGGAUGUUCUGAAGAAGGGCACCGGAGGCCACAAAAGAGUUGUUGAUGCAUUUGGAGAAGAUAUUUUGCUACCCAAUGGAGAAGUUGAUAGGGCUAAGCUUGGCCACAUUGUUUUCUCGGAUCCUGGAAAGCGCCAGCUUCUUAACAGGUUAUUGGCUCCCUACAUAUCCUCUGGGAUAUUUUAUGAAGUUCUCAAGCUAUGGCUAAAAGGUAACAAGGUUAUUGUUCUUGAUGUUCCUCUGUUAUUUGAGGCGAAGAUGGAUAGAUGGACAGAGCCCACUGUUGUCGUAUGGGUGGAUCCGGAGACGCAGUUACAACGGCUUAUGGCAAGAGAUAGCAGUAACGAGGAGGAUGCUCUAAAUAGGAUAAAUGCUCAAAUGUCCUUGGAUCAGAAACGGUCGAGGGCGGACAUUGUGAUUGACAACACUGGUUCAUUAGAGGAUCUAGAAGAAAAUCUUAGGAUGGUUCUAGUUCAAGUCACGAGGCCAUUGACUUGGACCGAGUUCUGGCUCUCAAGACAAGGAGCUCUCAUAUCUCUGUUUGCCAUUGUCAUUGGAGUAGUUGUUGGCAAAAAGAUUUCUAAGGUAUCAUUAUAAAGAAACCUCAUAUGACCAGGUUGAUUUGCACUUUAAACCGGCCUUGCCAGAGAUAGUAAAAGCUAGUGACCCAGUGUUGCACGAACCAGCUCGUGUAGCUGACCCAGGGGAAAUCAGUUCGGAAAGGAUACAGAAGAUCAUUGAUGACAUGGUUAAGGUUAUGAGGUUAGCUCCAGGAGUUGAGCUGGCUGCUCCCCAGAUUGGAAUCCCGCUGAGGGUCAGGUUUCUUCGUUUGUGCUUUAUCCAUCCAUGAUUUUGAGUUCUUGGGGGAACCGCAAUUUUAGUAAAGCCCCUAGUUGUAGAUAUUCCUAGGUUUAGCUGCAUUUCACUUGUUGCUGUGAUUAUCAAGAAGAGAAUUCAGCUGAUUAGCUCUUUUACUUUCAUCUGCUUAUUAGUUCUUGUAUGUUGAUUUUUUUAGCUAUGGCCACAACGUAGGGAAUUUGUAUUUUUCCUUGAGGGUUGAAUCCAAUGGGAGUAUUUGACAGAUCGUAAUGGCUCCUACAUUUAUCCGUUUCCUGGAUUUCGCACUUCUAUUUGACUGAAUUGAGCUGGAAGUCCAGUAAACCUUGGCAGCAUCAUUGUUCCUUCGUUGUAGUUUUCCGACCUCCUCAGUAGCACUUGGAUAGGAAGGGAAGAUCCCUUCUUAAGCCUUUGGUUUCCUUUAUCUGGGUUACUACUGAAGUUUGACAAAGAUGGUGCUUCCAAUGCCGUGGCGAGAUUUUCCUGUGUUUUGAUUGCUUGAGUUAUAUGGAAGAUAUUUGACUCAUUUUUCUGUAAUAUGGCUGCGUUCAUUCAAUCUCCCUCUUUGAUUUGCUCUUCUGGUUUGUGUUUAUUUGAAAUGAUAGUUCGGGAUAACUAGAAUAAGCUGCUUAAACCCAGAAUCUACUAUCCUUAUUCUGCAGCUAUCAUUUUCUUCGUGGAUGUUCUCCCCUCGAUGUUUCUAUUACCGUUGAUUGUGAUAGAUG